Molecule: messenger RNA, 1858 nt
Organism: Glycine soja
Lineage: Eukaryota; Viridiplantae; Streptophyta; Magnoliopsida; Fabales; Fabaceae
Product: sugar transport protein 5-like
Exons: 4
Coding region: 108-1634 (508 amino acids)
Biological process (GO): monosaccharide transmembrane transport
Cellular component (GO): membrane
Molecular function (GO): monosaccharide transmembrane transporter activity
Source: RefSeq, a predicted model, not a curated record
UAUAUAAGAGUGGUAUUGCACAGAGAGAAAUAAUCACAUAUAGCAGAGUUAGAAGCUGAGCAGCUAUCAGAAAUAUCCACAACACAGCUGAGAAGUUCAUUUUCAAAAUGGCCGGUGGGGUGGUUCCUGUGGAUGCAUCACCAAUUGGAAAUGGCUUCGUUGGCAAGAUAACGCUCUCAGUUAUCAUCACUUGCAUCGUUGCUGCAUCCAGUGGACUCCUUUUCGGAUAUGACCUCGGAAUUUCAGGAGGUGUCACAACAAUGGUACCAUUUCUGGAAAAAUUCUUCCCAGAUAUAUUGAGAAAAGUUGCUGGUACUGAAGUGAACAUGUACUGUGUGUAUGAUAGUCAAGUGUUGACAUUGUUCACAUCUUCUCUAUACCUUGCUGGGUUAGUGUCAUCUCUCGCAGCUAGUCGAGUCACAGCAGCAUGGGGUCGGCGAAACACCAUCUUAAUUGGUGGCGUUACAUUUCUUAUUGGUGGUGCCCUUAAUGGAGGUGCUGAAAAUAUUGGCAUGCUCAUUUUGGGUCGUGUGCUACUUGGUUUUGGGGUCGGUUUCACUAAUCAAGCUGCACCGUUGUAUCUCUCUGAAAUCGCACCACCGAAAUGGCGAGGAGCAUUCAACACAGGCUUCCAAUUCUUCUUAGGAGUUGGAGCGCUUAUCGCUGGCUGCAUAAACUUCGCAACCGCGAAACACACGUGGGGAUGGCGAGUCUCUCUUGGCCUUGCAGUGGUGCCUGCAUCAGUUAUGACAAUUGGUGCAUUGCUCAUAACUGACACCCCCAGCAGCUUGGUUGAACGUGGCAAAAUAGAGCAAGCCAGAAAAGCCCUACGCAAAGCAAGAGGGUCCUCCAUUGAUGUGGAACCUGAAUUGGAAGAACUCAUUAAGUGGUCACAAAUUGCUAAAUCUAUGAAGCAGGAGCCCUUCAAGACCAUAUUUGAGAGGCAGUAUCGACCACACUUGGUCAUGGCAAUUGCUAUCCCAUUUUUUCAGCAGAUGACAGGGAUUAACAUCGUCGCAUUCUAUGCUCCUAACAUCUUCCAAUCUGUGGGUUUGGGACACGAUGCGGCUUUACUUUCUGCCAUUAUACUUGGAGCAGUCAACCUUGUUUCUCUCCUCGUCUCCACUGCUAUUGUUGAUCGCUUUGGUCGAAGGUUCUUGUUCGUAACCGGUGGCAUAUGCAUGCUUGUUUGCCAGAUUGCGGUGUCAAUUUUGCUAGCAGUGGUGACUGGUGUUCAUGGUACAAAGGACAUGUCUAAUGGCAGUGCAAUUGUGGUGUUGGUGCUACUCUGUUGCUACACAGCAGGUUUUGGUUGGUCGUGGGGACCUCUGACGUGGCUAAUUCCAAGUGAAAUUUUCCCCUUAAAAAUCAGAACCACUGGACAAAGCAUUGCUGUUGGUGUGCAGUUCAUAAUCAUAUUUAUAUUAUCCCAGACAUUCUUGUCUAUGCUAUGCCACUUUAAGUUUGCCUCUUUCGUGUUCUACGCGGGUUGGAUUAUAGUGAUGACAAUCUUUGUUAUAUUCUUCGUGCCAGAGACUAAAGGAAUUCCUUUGGAGUCAAUGUACACCAUAUGGGGCAAACACUGGUUUUGGCGUCGGUAUGUGAAAGAUGUUGAGCAAGAAAAUCUUCCAUGAACUAUAAAUAUCACUUUGUUUGUAAGAAACCACUAAAAAUUAUUGACUUUCCCUUCCUACAGAUAUAUAAGGUGCUGAGUAUAUGUAGAAAAUCUCUACCAUAAUAAACUCUUCUAGUUAAAACUAUUUGUAUGGCACUCCUAUAAGGGAAGUUUAAUGUAUGUCAGUUGUGCCUCUAUUUUUCUUUAAUGCGAGUCUGCAACAACUUUGUAGGGUUAUGAGCA